AUGAAUAUUUUUCAGUUUACACGACCGCGAAAAAGGUUUGGUCGUCAGCCGCUGUAUUCAGAUCGCAAUGAGGUUUUAUUUGAUGAGCGCUCAAAUCAUGCUUACUUUUAUCAAAAUUAUGUUUUAAAAAAUCCCCUGAACCGUUCUACUAAUUUUUCUGAACAAUUUGCUAUAUCUGAAGCUCAAACAGACAAUGUAACUAUAGCACAUCGUAGUAUGAACCAUACAGAAGGGGGAUGGCCUAAAGAAAUCAAUCAUUUAGAUGAAGAACAAAAUAUUAGACACAGAAAAAAAGUUGAAAGGGAAGAUAAUUGGGGCAAGCAGUGUAUUCUUUUAGCUAAGGCAACAUUACACAGCGUAGCGCAAAAUGCCGUUGUAAAUAUUUAUGAAAAUUACUUUUCGAAACAUUUACCUUUGGAAUUGAAAAAUGAUUUUAAAGCAAUAAAUGUUCAAAUAUAUCAUGAUUUGAAGUAUCCAACACGACCAGUUUCUCAAGUAGAUUGGACACCAACAGAACAAUCCCGCUUUCUUGCAGCUCAUUCAAUUUUUGAAACGUUUCCAACGUUUACUUACGAAAAUGAUUUUUAUAUAUGGGAUUGUCAUAAUCCACUUGUACCGUAUGUAACAUUGCGGUCACCUGUUCAAGCAACAAAAGUGAAAAUUUGCCCAAAAAAUGAUAAUCUUAUAGCUGGUGGUUUGAAGAGUGGAUCAGUUGCUCUUUGGGAUGCAAGAGUAAAUGGUGAUCCCGAAGCGAUAUCACCAUUAGAAGUUGCCCAUCAAGAUGCUGUUACGGCUUUCUGCUGGGUAUUUUCUAAAACAAAUACUGAAUUUUAUACAGGCUCUCUUGACGGUUUAAUUCGUUAUUGGGAUGGUCGCAACUUACGACAUCCAACCUUUGAAGUUUAUUUAGAUCCCAUAAAAGCCGAAAAACAAGAUCCAGGACGUAGUCAUGGUUGCACAUGUUUAGAAUUUGAGUACACAAUUCCCGUAAGAUUCAUGGCUGGUACAAUAAAAGGGCAACUAUUCUUAGGAAACCGACAAGGUACCACACAUUUGGAGUGUCUUUCAUCUAAUUUUAAUGUCAUGGAUGGUCCAAUCGUAUCAAUCGAAAGAAAUAUUUUUUUUGUGAAAAAUUUUCUAAUUAUUGGGGGAUUUUUAGCUAAAAUUUACAGUGAAGAAUGCAAAGAUUUCCCUAUAAUGCGUUUUCCCCAACAACGUUAUGAAUUAACUUGUGCUGUGUGGAGUCCUGCUAGAUGUUCAGUUUUUGUAACAGGAAAUAUGAAUGGUAAUAUUGAUUUUUGGGAUGUUUUAUUAGAUCAAAAAGUACCAACUUUCACAAUGAGCCAAUUUAGAGCACCUAUAUCAACUAUUGCUUUUAAAAGGGAUGGCAAACUGUUAGCGGUUGGUACACGGCAAGGUGAUGUAUACAUGAUUAAGGUUGAUGAAGCAUUUACAAAGAGUGGAUCCAAAGAUAAAGCUCUGUUAUCUGCAAUGUUCGAAAGGGAACUCCAACGUGUUAAAUUAUUAGAAGGAAGAAUUCGAGAGAUAAAUCUAGUUUUUAAAAAUGCAGGAAUAAAAAUUAAUAUGGAUGAAAUAUAUCCCAUCUCGAAACUCGAAGAAGAUGAUGUAUUUUCAAUUGAAGAUGAUGAACCUGAAGAUGAAUCUGAUGAUCAGGCACUUAUUCAUAACCAAGUGAUUGAAGAAAUUGAUCAGGAAGAGGAAAUAAUUGGAGAAGAUGAAAUUGUGAAUACAGAAGAAGUUUCUGUAGAGAGCGAUGAUGACGGUGAAGAAGAGGACGUAAAAGACAUAGAUCCAGAUAUAUGUGAUUCACGGAAAAAAUAUAGAAACAUAAUCCAAACUGAAACAAAUUUAUAUAAAGAGAAAGAUAUCAAUUUAGAAAUGACUGUGUUUGAAGGUGCUGUGGAAGCAUCAGAAUUAGGUAGAAACGAAAAUGGAGUAGAGGAGGAAAUUUAUUAA
Condylostylus longicornis is the source of this 1977-nucleotide messenger RNA. Its product is annotated as dynein intermediate chain 3, ciliary-like. The record is from RefSeq and is a predicted model, not a curated record. The transcript is spliced from 3 exons. The coding region runs from base 1 to 1977 and encodes 658 amino acids. Gene Ontology annotation, biological process: cilium movement; outer dynein arm assembly. Gene Ontology annotation, molecular function: dynein heavy chain binding; dynein light chain binding. Gene Ontology annotation, cellular component: outer dynein arm. NCBI's taxonomy places the organism in Eukaryota, Metazoa, Arthropoda, Insecta, Diptera, Dolichopodidae.